CCUUGCAGACGGCCAAUUCUUUCACACCAGAAGCGACUCAAGUUGCUCGUGACACGGGGGGAAAAAAGCCCCUCGAAGGCGGACCAAGGAGAGGAGGGGGCUCAGAGCUAAGCAGGAAAGAGAGAAGGAGAAGGCGAGGAGGGCGAAGAGUGUGGCAGAGGCUGGAUGGUCAUUGUCGGGGUGAUUUGAAGACGGUUUUCCUGCUUCUUGGCAGAACAGGGUUGGACUGGAUGAUGGCCCAACUCUAGGAGUCUCUGCUUCUGGGAGAAGGAGGGGGAGGGGGAAGAGGAAGGCUCAAGUUGGGCGGGAAGCGGGCGCCUCCCCGUCCCUCCUCCUCUUCCUCCUUCUCGUCUCCUUCCUCGCACGGCGGCUCCGCAGGUGGGCUCCUCUCCUCUCCUCUCCUCUCGUCUCCUCGCUUCUCGCCCGCCUCUCUCCGCUGCCUGAGGCUGAGCCCGGGAAGGACGCGGCGGAGAAGGAGCCCCAGAGGAGGAGGAAGAGGAGGAAGGGGCCCCGGAUGUCCUGCGGGAGGAGGGGGAGGGGGAGGCGGGGAGGGGGCUCCGGCGGCGGAGGAUGUGCGCCCGCGCCCUUCUGCUCUGCCUCGUCCUCGCCCCGGCCGUCCAGAGCAGGGGGGAGAACGUGGAGGACUAUGACUAUGACUACCUGAGCACAAACAAGACCUGGGUCCUGGCGCCCAAAGCGCAGGAGGCCGACGCCACCCGCAUCCUGAACACUCUGCUCCAGAACUACGACAACAAGCUGAGGCCGGAUGUUGGCAUCAAGCCCACUUUCAUUGACGUUGACAUCUACGUGAACAGCAUUGGGCCGGUUUCUGUGAUCCACAUGGAGUACACCAUUGACAUCUUCUUUGCCCAAACCUGGUACGACCGGCGCCUGCGCUUCAACAGCUCCCUCCAGGCGCUGACCCUCAAUACCAACAUGGUCAGCCGCAUCUGGAUCCCAGACACCUUCUUCCGGAACUCCAAGAGAGCAGACUCACACUGGAUCACCACCCCCAACCAGCUCCUCCGGAUCUGGAGCGACGGCAAAGUGCUCUACACCCUCAGGCUGACCAUCGAAGCUGAAUGCCUUCUCCAGCUGCAGAACUUCCCCAUGGACACCCACUCCUGCCCUCUAGUCUUCUCCAGCUAUGGCUACCCAAGAGAGGAGAUCAUCUAUCGCUGGAGGAGGUACUCCAUCGAAGUCUCCGACCAGCGCACCUGGAGGCUCUAUCAGUUUGACUUCAUCGGCCUGAGGAACACGUCCGAGGUUCUGCGGACAGGGGCAGGAGACUACAUGGUCAUGACGGUCUCCUUUGACCUGAGCAGGAGGAUGGGCUACUUUGCCAUCCAGACCUACAUCCCCUGCAUCCUCACCGUGGUCCUCUCCUGGGUCUCCUUCUGGAUCAAGAGGGACUCCACUCCGGCCCGGACUUCACUUGGCAUCACCACCGUGCUGACCAUGACCACGCUGAGCACCAUCUCCCGCAAGCACCUGCCACGGGUCUCCUACAUCACGGCCAUGGACCUCUUUGUCUCUGUCUGCUUCAUCUUUGUCUUUGCCGCCCUCAUGGAAUAUGCCACUCUCAACUACCUGGUGGGGAACAAGAAGCCUCCACCACUGUGCAGCAGCAGAAGCAACCAUAAUCCAAGCAGCCGAAAUAUUAAUCGUGGCGGCGGCAGCCAUCAACAGAGCAGCAACAGUCGAGGGGGGACCAGGCUGCUGACCGGUCAUGGCCACCUAGUGCCCUCCUAUACGGCCAUCCACAUCAACAGCCUGGUCACCUGGCCACCUGACAUGGAGGAGGAGAGCGAGGAACUAGACCCAGCCGUGUCCUGCUCCUGCGCUGAAGGGGAGGAGUGCCGGCGGUUCUUCUGCUGCAUCGAGGACUGCCGGACGGGCGCCUGGCGCGAAGGCUACCUCCGUAUCCACAUCUCCCGCCUAGACUCCUACUCUCGGGUCUUCUUCCCCACCGCCUUCCUGCUCUUCAAUAUUGUCUACUGGAUGGCUUACCUCUAUCUCUAGCUCCCUUGGCAAGGACUUGCUUGGGGGCAACAAGACAGGGCCAGUGGAGUUGGGGGCGGUCACUGUGUUAUCCACCUGGCUGUGAGAGAGGGACCUCAGAGAGCAUCCAGCCCAACCCUCUGCUGGUACAGGAGGGCCUUCCGCACAGAUCCUCUGCACUCCUGUCCUGGAAACAUCUCCUGAAGGGAGGAGGUAUCCCUUCCUUUCAAGGCUGGCUGGCCAUCAGGUCAUGAAGAGGGGGAAGCCAUGCAACCACAACCCCUUUAUGCUCCAUUCUGGCACUGUUGAGGUCCGUGACUGCAAGUGUGCAUGGCAUGGGUCUUACUGGCUGAGGGAGUGUGCGGUUCAUGGGGGAAGUAGAGAAAAUGGGGAGAAGCUGUGAGGUUUGGGGACUCCUUUCCCCCUUCCCCCUGCAGGUAGACUCAGUUGGGGUCUUUCUGGAAAAAGCAGAGCCCAGCAGCUAAGGCUCUGGCCCCAGCAGGGUUGCAGGGGAAGAGGGGAGGAGGUUGCCUUUACGUUAAACCUUACAAGCUGCUCCAGUUUGCUCCCAGCCUUAUCCCAUUAACAUUUACUCCUAAUGUAAAUUACAAAUAAAUGUUUUGAGGAAGAGAGACUUUUGGAGUAAGUGUCACAUUAAAAGCCUGUCUCCAGAAGAGAUGCAGGAGGCAGGAAAGAGGCUGACAGGGCCAGCUGGGCCCCACUUUCGGAGAGCAAAUCCCAUCAAGGCCCGGGAGAUGGGCUCCGACACUGCGGAAUAUGAUCCGAAUAAUGAAGUGUCAUGUUUAAUUCAUUCAGAAUGUUUGCCUUGUGUGGUGUUGGGAAGCAGGGGUGAGAGCCUGGCGACGCUGGCAUCCUUGGCACACUGGCAUCUGCACAGGCGCCUUGGAUGGGGCCGAGCAAAGCCGUGGGUGUGAAGCAUGGAAUGGGUGUAUCAUUGAUGGCCUGCCUGGGAGGGCUCAGUUGGGAGUGGGGUGCCAUGGGCCAUGCAGGUCCCCAGCCCUUUGUCACCCGCACUGCUGUCCAUGGAGCAAGUGUCGUGCAACCCCCCCCCCCUUCCCUCUGCCUCCAUGUCUGCUUCGAAAGGUGCCAUCUUUCCAGAAAGAGUCAGCAAGACCCCUGACUAUGCUGCUGCACAUUGUGUUCAGGAACACAAUAAGUGGACAAGAGAGGAAUUCCCUUUUUCUAAACGAUAACUAAAGAUGCCUCCAAUAUUUCCUCUGGAAUAGCUUAUUGUGAUUUUCUUCAGGAACACACACCAAUGCCAUGAAUUGUGUUCUUUCCCUCAUUGCUUUAUUAUAACCAGGGCCAGCUUCAGGUUUAGGAGGGCAUGGAGCAAAAUGUGCCCAGGAGGACUCUUAUCCCCUCUAAGUGGCUGAUGUAGCUGCUCCUCUUCCUCCUCCUCCUCUUCUCCUAGGAUGCCACUGCUUCUUUGCCAGUUGCAGUGCCAGCAAGGAGGGUGCUCUUCCUCCUCCUUCCUCUGCGGGCCCAGGUGGCCAGGUGUUUGGCCUGGGAGAAGCACAGCUGGGAGGGGGCUGGUCCAGGUGCGGACACAGCUGAGGCCCCCCAGAGCCAGGCCCCCUCCCUCUUCUCUUCCCCCCCCCCUUUGCAGUCCCCCAGGCCUUUGAACAGGGAGCGGAGGCACAGGAGGCAGCAUGGCCUGCGGUGGAUCCGCCGCCCUGUCACUCACGAGGCGUUGUCCCCGGCUGCACCCUUUCCCACGCAGGUCUCCACACGCAGCUCCCUUCUCUCAGCCAUAUUUCUCCCUGUACUUUGGCCACUGCUGAAUGUGCAUCCCUCCAUCAUUUGCCAUGAAAUAAAUCUGUUUUUGCAAUUUG
Molecule: messenger RNA, 3857 nt
Organism: Anolis carolinensis (green anole)
Lineage: Eukaryota; Metazoa; Chordata; Lepidosauria; Squamata; Anolidae
Gene: gabre
Product: gamma-aminobutyric acid type A receptor subunit epsilon
Exons: 9
Coding region: 571-2022 (483 amino acids)
Biological process (GO): regulation of postsynaptic membrane potential; nervous system process; gamma-aminobutyric acid signaling pathway
Cellular component (GO): postsynapse; neuron projection; dendrite membrane
Molecular function (GO): benzodiazepine receptor activity; GABA-gated chloride ion channel activity; inhibitory extracellular ligand-gated monoatomic ion channel activity
Source: RefSeq, a predicted model, not a curated record